UGGCUGAUCACAACGAUGUCCCCUCUUCUGGUGAUUGUGGGCAUUCUACUACCGGUUUCUACCAUCGGACGUGUAAACCAUUUGCAAGGAAAUGUUUAUCCGUUUCCAGGAGUUGCACAGGUUGCAGCUGGAGUCGCACAAGGUGCAUCUGGAGUCGCACAAAUUUCACCUGGAGCUUUAGUUAACCCCUAUGCCAAUUACUAUCGCAUGCUUAUGCAAUAUUAUCAAUCUAUAAAUGCUAACCGAAAUCAGUUCAUCGGAAACCCACUUUUGAACAACCAAAACUUGGCGAUGGGUGCAAUAAGGGCUCGGCAACAAGCUGCCACUAUUCAUAAUGUCGAUUACAACAUCUUCAAGAAGAAGAAGGACGACUAUGAUAAAUAUCCACCAAACAAACACGACAAGUAUCCGGACGGACAUUACAAAGACAAACAUCCAGGUGACUAUCCGGACGGCCAUUACAAAGACAAACACCCAAGCGACUAUCCGGACGGCCAUUACAAAGACAAACACCCAGGCGACUAUCCGGACGGACAUUACAAAGACAAACAUCCAGGCGACUAUCCGGAUGGAACAUACAAAGAGCACGACAAAUAUCCAACAAGUCCAUAUGAUACUAUCUAUCCACCUGGAUAUCAUCAUGGCAAACAUCCAAAGGAUUAUCCCCAUGGUCCUCACCAUGAUAAAUACCCAGAGGGCAAAUAUCACCAUAGAGACGAUAAGUAUCCAACUGACCUUUACCCUAAAGAUAAAUAUCGAGAUGGAAAAUACAUGGGCAUUCAUACUAGCCCUCAUCAUGACAUAUAUCCACAUGAUUACAAUAAAGGUGAUAAAUAUUCGGAUGGAAAAUAUAAAGAAACCUACCCUAGUGGACAUCUGCAUGACAAAUAUCCAAACGGCAAAAAAGAUGAUUAUUAUCAUAAAGAUAAGUAUCCAAAGGAAAAAUACAUGGGCAUUCACAGUAACUACCACCAUGACGUAUAUCCAGAUAACAAAUAUCCUGACGGACACUAUACGGGAUACCGUCAUGAUAAAUACCCAGGUGGUAAAUAUCCAGACAGACACUAUAAAGGAUCUCAUCAUGACAAAUAUCCAUCCGACUAUCUCCACGAUAAGAAGCACAUCAGACCUCACUCCCACCACAGUAGACUAGGAGGCACCGACUCAUUGGUCGAGUUUGGACUUCCUGUUUCUGACGUAGGAAGAGGAAUUCGACGUGGUGGUCUCACCGGCCUAUUCGAUGACGUUGUCGGUGUUCCGGGUCGCCGUUCACGAGCUGGAGGUCUCUUUUCAGGUUCUAUUCCUGACCACUCAGUCGGAAUUGCACGCGGUCUACUUGACGUAGGACCAUUCAGUUCAUCAAGAAGACAUGGCCACAUUCAUCUACCUCAUAAAGGAAAUGAUUAUGAUAAUAAGUACCCUCAUGGUCCUCAACACAAAAAUCACAAGUAUGAAACUUACCCCAAGAAGGAUUACAAAUACAGCACCGGUCAAACGUAUGAAACCUACCAUAAAAAGGAUUACAAACACAAGGUCGGCCAUAAGUAUGAAACCUAUCCAAAGAAGGAUUACAAACACAGCAUCAGUCAUAAGUAUGAAACCUACCCAAAGAAGGACAUAUACCCCAAAACGCAUAUUGGUAGCGGAUAUCCUCCUCACGGCACCAUGCGUUAUCCUAAAAGACCAUACGACGCACAUUCACACCUUUAUGGAGAUAUGAAAUAUAAGAAGAAGGAUAACAAAAUUUACGGGGACAAUUACAAGAAAGUGAAGAGCAAGAAGACGUAUUGAUGGAACAUGGUGAGGGGAAAAUAGCGACAAGACGGGCGAAAUCAGUCUCCAACCCGUGUAUUUGCAAAUCCUUUAACGAUCUGUAUCUGUAUUGUUAUUAAAAUAUUGUUGAAAU
Magallana angulata is the source of this 1906-nucleotide messenger RNA. RefSeq lists its product as uncharacterized. The transcript is spliced from 3 exons. The coding region runs from base 16 to 1791 and encodes 591 amino acids. NCBI's taxonomy places the organism in Eukaryota, Metazoa, Mollusca, Bivalvia, Ostreida, Ostreidae. The record is from RefSeq and is a predicted model, not a curated record.